GGUAUACCAGGCAUACUUUGCCAAUGGUUAUUUAAUUUUUUAAUAGAUAGAACUUUGUAUAUAAGGCAUAAUAAUAUUCUCCAUGGUCCCAGAAGGGUCUCCAAAGGUACAAUGCAGGGGGCUACAUUAUCUCCAUUGUUGUACAACAUAUACACUAGUCAAAUUCUUAAUUUUGUAAAUAUAGAAGGUGUAAAUAUUUUACAAUUUGCGGAUGAUCUUGUAAUAUAUUGUACAGACCAUAAUGUAGAUAGAGCUGUAAAUAGUAUAAAUAAUGCUUUAGAGCAAUUGUACAUAUAUUAUAAUGACAAGUUGGCUCUACAGAUUAACCCUAACAAAAGCAAGGCCAUGAUUUUUAGUAAAGAUUUUCCCUCUAAUGGCAUACUCUACAAUAAUCAUCCAAUUUCAGUUGUAUCUAACCAUAAAUUCCUGGGUGUUGUCAUUGAUAACAAACUUUGUUUUAAUUUACACAUCAAUCACAUUAUAACUAACUCUCUUAAGGGCUUAAAUAUUAUAAGAUGUUUAGCUGGUGUGACUUGGGGUGCAGACCCCAAAGUUUUAAGUAUGCUAUAUAAAUCUAUAGUCAGAAGCCAUUUCGACUACAGUUGUUUAGCCUACUCAAAUAGUAGUUGUGUAAAAAAACUAGACAUAAUUCAAAACAAAGCUCUGCGAAUUAUUUCUGGGGCUAUGUGUUCAACUCCCAUACGAGCUAUGGAAGUUGAAACCAAAAUAAUGCCACUGUGUCUUAGAAGACUUCUGCUAAUAGAGAGAUAUUUACUAAAGCUGGUAUCUGGUAAUGAUAAUGUUCUCAAAAAAUAGUACCUUUUCCUUUACAAUGCUCGGUCCAGCAGACUUCGGGAGGUGAGCUUUUACAAGGUUAUUUUCCAGUUUUGCCUCUCAUUGUACAGCAAAUGAAUGAAGAUUUUAAAAAUGUAAUUAAACAAUCAAAGUGGACAUGCUACACAUACCCAUAUUCCUGUAUUAUAUUUGAGACCAAUAUUGUUACCAAAAAUUUUUUUAAUAAUUGUGAAUUAUUAAGUUUUAUUUCCGACAAUAACUACUAUACUUUGUAUACAGAUGGUAGCAAAAGUGAGCUCUUUGUGCGCAGUGCCGUUUAUGAUCCACAAUGCAAGUUUGGUCAAAGUUUUCUUCUGGACCCUAAAUGCAGUGUUUUCACUGCAGAGGUAUAUGCGGCCCUCGAGGCCCUGAAGGCCCUGAAGAGGAUUGCACAUAUAAAUAGUUUUAAUAAUUUUUUAAUUUUAACAGACAGUUUAAGUAUGGUCCAAAGUUUAACUAAUCUCAGAUUUGACUUUAAAAAAAACUAUAUUUUGUAUAAUAUUAAAAAAUUGUUAUUUAGUUAUGCAAAAAAGGGUAUACAGGUCUCUUUCAUGUGGAUUCCAUCACAUAGGGGCAUAACAGGAAAUGAGAUAGUAGAUAAAAUUGCACGUGAUGGAACCAACAUGUUGGAUGUUAGCUCCAUAGUAAAAGUACCUUUGACCGACUGUUAUCAAUCUAUUGACAACCAGGUCAAUAGCUUAUGGGUCGAAUUUUGGAAACAAGAUCAAGAACAGAAGGGUAAAUGGUAUGGAACUGUUCAAGAAAAACUACCUGUAGCACCAUGGUAUAACAAACUGAAAAUGGCCAGUCGGGACUUUGUUACCACUAUAAAUAGACUGCGCUUUGGUCACUCCACCGUCCCGGCCCACCUGGCUCGAUUGGGCAUAGUGGAGAGCAGUUACUGCACCUUCUGCAAUAAUUCUGUUGGUGAUAUCGAACAUUUCAUAUUUACAUGUGAGUGCUUUUCAUUUGACAGAUUGAUUCUUGUCAGUGAAAUUAGUGACAUAGUGCAAAAUCAAGUGACAGUGCAAGAUCCCUCCCGCCGCCUGAGUGAUAUGUUAAAAAAUAGAUCCUAUUACGUGCCUCUAUAUAAAUUCAUCAAAAAUACAGUGGGGAAAUUAUAAUAAACCGAAUAAAAAUACUCAAGACUUGGCCUAAAGGUCUAGAUGCCAGGCCAUAAACUCC
This is a messenger RNA of Parnassius mnemosyne (clouded apollo), 2019 nucleotides long. The record is from the annotation of a GenBank genome assembly. Lineage: Eukaryota; Metazoa; Arthropoda; Insecta; Lepidoptera; Papilionidae.